AUGACUAGGCUGCAUCGACCCCUCCCAUACACGUUCGAGGAUCGCACUGGUCAGCUAUCCAACUCCGAUUUUGACGAAAUGUAUGACCGAUUCUUCUUUCAUGUGGCUCGGCAGCCUGGUCACACAAGUACCAAGAUAUACGAAAUGAACAAUCGGGCUUCGCGUUUCCGGAGCACACUACCUCUCACCCGAGACCCUAUCAUCCACCUUGACUUCCAAGCAGACGAAAACCUGGGCACAAUAUCCUUUACGAAGGCCCCACAGCAAUCCACUAUGCCCAUGUCACGCUAUUUGAAGAAAACCGCCUUCUUCGGAGCAUCUACGACCAGAAAGUUCAUGGCCUCGGAUGGAAAGGAGUAUAAAUGGGGGUUCAAUUUGUAUGCCGGUCAGGAGUGGACUUGCACGACCAUGGACAAUGGACUUGUUGCUCAUUAUGAUCUCAAACCCGCCCACUUUAGGGCGUACGACGUUUCUGGAAACAAUCUUAUCAUCUACGAGCCAUACGCGCACAUUAUCCCAGGUCAUUGA
Molecule: messenger RNA, 528 nt
Organism: Psilocybe cubensis
Lineage: Eukaryota; Fungi; Basidiomycota; Agaricomycetes; Agaricales; Agrocybaceae
Exons: 3
Coding region: 1-528 (175 amino acids)
Source: RefSeq, a predicted model, not a curated record